AUGAUGCAUGACAUAGUGGUGAGCAUGCUGCUUCCUCGAAGCACAGAGGAUGGUGCAACCCGCGGACAGCAAGCACUGGUGGUGACAGCCGUGCUUACCGGGCUCUCGAUUGUGAUCGUCGCGAUGCGAAUGUACGCGAGAGUCGGGCUGAUGAAACUUAUUGGUCGCGAAGAUUACAUGAUCUUGACAUCACUGGUAUUGGCGUGUACAUACCUAGGUUUCGUUGCUGCUGAGGUUCAUUUCGGUCUUGGACAACACUCAUACCACCUGACAAUCCCCCAGUUAAAACAACAAUACAAGCGACUCUGGGCCGCAAUCCCCUUCUACAAUGCCAGCCUUAUCUUCACCAAAUUCUCCAUUCUCUUCCAAUACCUGCGAAUCUUCCCUGACCGCCGCUUCCGACUUUCCUGUUACAUCAUGCUGGGCAUUGUAGCCACGUACGGAACGUGGGCUGUCUUCAGCGGCUUCCUGAACUGCAUCCCAGUAUCCCGGUUCUGGGACCGCGCGAUCCCCGGCUCCUGUCUCAGCUUCGAGGCCGUGUGGUUCUUCAACGCUUCGAUGAACAUCGCCACGGACACAAUACUGCUGUUCAUGCCGAUGCCUCUCCUGUCACAUUUGCAGCUUCCGCGCAUGCAGAAAGUCGCCCUGAUGGGCAUUUUCGCUCUGGGCGGGCUAGUCAUAAUCACCAGUGCCCUCCGCCUCUCAAGCCUCCUAACCGUCGCCCAAGACACAGAUACAUCCUGGAGCAACGUCGGCGCCGCCUACUGGACAGCCGCGGAAUGCAACGUCGCCAUCAUCUGCGCCUGUCUACCCUUCCUGCGCCCCCUGAUCAGCCGCAUCUUCCCCCGCUUCCUCUCCACCAACACAAACAGCUACAACCGCUACACCCGCAACCCCACCAUCUCGGCCUCCCGCAUGACCGCCACCCGCAUGACCGCGCGCUCGCACCGCCAGAAAGUCGAGCUCUACUCCCAGGACCGCGACUAUGGGAUGUACACCAUCGAUGUCAAGUCCGGGGAGACGAGCCAUGAGGGCACGUGUGCGGGGAUCGAGGUCACCACGACAACGAUGAUUCAGUCGUCGAGACAUGGGGAUGCGAACAGUCAGCGGAGGUUGGUGGUGGAGGAUGUUUGAUGAUUUUGUCAUGUCUUGAUCACAUCCUUUUCUUCUAUUCUGAUAUUUCCCGCGCCCUUUCUUUGUUUAGGGCCGGUUGGUCGGUGUCUGGAUGAUCUUCACUUGAAUAUAUGUAUGUAUGCAUGCAUGGUGCAUGAUAUACGCCAUCUUCUAUACCUGCUACCCUUACCUCCCACUAUAUCCCCUCGUUUUUUAUACCCCACCCCUCCACCUCCCUUCUCUUUGGACCGAGACCAAGAUCAUGUCCCCCUCCCUUCCCUCCCCCUCGAUUUACAUCCUCACAUCUGCCGAUGGCCAGCCGAUUGUUAAUGACUAUCAUGACUAUAUCUAUAUCUAUAUUUAAA
Messenger RNA from Aspergillus heteromorphus CBS 117.55, 1478 nucleotides. Its product is annotated as PTH11-like integral membrane protein. The record is from RefSeq and is a predicted model, not a curated record. Lineage: Eukaryota; Fungi; Ascomycota; Eurotiomycetes; Eurotiales; Aspergillaceae. The transcript has 6 exons. The coding region runs from base 1 to 1134 and encodes 377 amino acids.